UCAGAAUGCCGUCUGUGGAAAAUACGGAGGAAGUCGCUGCACCGCAGGUUCCUAAAACAGAGCUUGAGGAGUUGCAAAUAAAAGCAAACAGUGUUGCUGAUGAUUCGCUGGAAAGUACACGUCGUAUGUUGGAACUAUGUGAAGAGAGCAAGGAAGCAGGGAUUCGAACCCUUGUAGCUCUCGAUGAUCAGGGAGAACAAUUGGAUCGAAUUGAAGAAGGAAUGGAUCAAAUUAAUGCCGAUAUGAGAGAAGCAGAAAAAAAUCUAAGUGGCAUGGAAAAAUGUUGCGGAAUUUGUGUAUUACCUUGCAAUAAGAGCCAAUCAUUUAAAGAAGACGACGGUACUUGGAAGGGAAAUGACGAUGGAAAAGUUGUUAAUAAUCAACCUCAAAGGGUAAUGGAUGAUAGAAACGGAAUGAUGGCACAAGCUGGAUAUAUUGGAAGAAUAACAAAUGAUGCAAGAGAAGAUGAAAUGGAGGAAAAUAUGGGUCAAGUAAAUACAAUGAUUGGAAAUCUUCGAAAUAUGGCUCUGGAUAUGGGUUCUGAACUUGAGAAUCAAAAUCGACAAAUAGACAGGAUAAACAGAAAGGCUGAGUCAAAUGAGGCGAGAAUAGCUGUUGCAAAUCAAAGGGCACACCAGCUUUUAAAAUAAAUUAACCGUCAUCAUUUUAUUCUUAAACAUGCCAUUAAGUUCAAAGUGCAUCGAGUUCAAUGAUUAUAAUUUACUUAUUGUUUUUCUGUUGUAUUUUCAAGUUUGUUCAUAAAUUCUUAUUGAUAAUUACA
Molecule: messenger RNA, 781 nt
Organism: Calliphora vicina (urban bluebottle blowfly)
Lineage: Eukaryota; Metazoa; Arthropoda; Insecta; Diptera; Calliphoridae
Gene: Snap25
Product: synaptosomal-associated protein 25
Exons: 7
Coding region: 6-650 (214 amino acids)
Biological process (GO): synaptic vesicle fusion to presynaptic active zone membrane; exocytosis; synaptic vesicle priming
Cellular component (GO): plasma membrane; SNARE complex
Molecular function (GO): syntaxin binding; SNAP receptor activity
Source: RefSeq, a predicted model, not a curated record